Teleopsis dalmanni is the source of this 1794-nucleotide messenger RNA. It is a transcript of the gene Aldh7A1, whose product is annotated as putative aldehyde dehydrogenase family 7 member A1 homolog. Bases 118 to 1761 code for a protein of 547 amino acids. The transcript has 4 exons. Gene Ontology annotation, molecular function: aldehyde dehydrogenase (NAD+) activity. Lineage: Eukaryota; Metazoa; Arthropoda; Insecta; Diptera; Diopsidae. The record is from RefSeq and is a predicted model, not a curated record.
AUUUAGUUUAAUUCGCAACUCGAUGACACUAAGCCAUACGAGCCGACGUUGAAGAAAUUGUAUUAAUUCCGGUGAAUACAGAUCUCUAUCCAGUUUGAUAAAAUCGUUUUUUACAGAAUGGCACAACUAAGAUAUUUGGGAGCAAUAAUCAAGCAAAUUCCCAAUACAGCACUUCGGUCAUUUUCAGCAACCAUACAUACAACUUCAAGUUCAAACACUAAAAGCUAUCUAAUAGAUUCUCCAGAAUAUGCUUUUCUUAAAGAGGUAGGCCUUGAACGUGAAAAUCCCGGCGUUUAUACCACGGCAUGGAAAGGUACAGGCGAAACUAUAACUUCAAUCGAUCCUGGCACAGGAGAGCCCAUUGCGAAUGUACGCAUGGGUACGGUACAGGAAAUGAAUGAAGCUAUAAAAACUGGUGUUGAAGCUUAUAAGGAAUGGUGUAAAGUACCAGCACCUGUGCGUGGAGAAAUUGUCCGUCAAAUAGGUGACGAAUUACGUAAAUACAAAGAACCACUUGGUAAGCUGGUCAGUUUGGAAGUUGGUAAAAUCUAUAGCGAAGGGCAAGGGGAAGUUCAAGAAUUUAUAGAUAUAUGUGACUAUGCAGUAGGACUUUCACGCAUUUAUUCGGGACAAAUGAUAAAUUCAGAACGUGCGGAACAUACAAUCUUAGAAGCAUGGCGUCCAUUGGGAUUGGUUGGUGUGAUUUCAGCGUACAAUUUUCCAAAUGCUGUUUUCGGUUGGAAUGCCGCCAUAGCACUUACAACUGGUAAUACUGUUUUAUGGAAAGGUGCACCAACUACAUCACUAGUUUCAGUUGCUACGACAAAAAUUGUUUCUGAAGUAUUAAAACGAAAUAAGUUACCACCUAUUGUUACUCUAUGCCAAGGUGGAGCUGACGUAGGCUCAAAGCUUGUAUCGGAUAAUCGAGUCAAGCUUGUUUCAUUUACCGGUAGCUGCCAAACAGGCAAACAAAUUGGAGUUGAAGUACAACAGCGUUUUGGAAAAGUCCUCUUAGAAUUAGGUGGCAAUAAUGCUUUAAUUGUGGAUCAUAAUGCAAACUUAAAAAUGGCUAUUGAUGCAGCACUCUUUGGAUGUAUUGGUACAUCUGGACAAAGAUGCACCACAACCAGACGUAUUAUCGUACAUGAAAAAUCAUAUGAUCAGUUUGUGCAGGAGCUUACGAAAAAGUACAAACAGGUUUUAACUAGAACUGGUCAUCAAUUAGAUGAAAACACAUUAAUUGGACCUGUUCAUACGGAACAAAAUGUUUUGAAUUAUAAUAACGCAAUUUCAGAGGCCUUAGCACAAGGAGGAAAAAUAGCAUUUGGUGGUAAAGCUUUAAAAGGAAAAGGUUUCUUUGUUGAACCUACAAUUAUAACAGACUUACCACAUAAUUCAAAUGUAGUGCAUAGAGAAACAUUUGCACCCAUCGUUUAUAUACUUAAAACUAAAUCUGUUGAUGAAGCCAUAGAAUGGAACAAUGAGGUUGAACAAGGUCUCUCAUCGGCCAUUUUUACAGAAGAUAUUUCAACAGCAUUCAAAUGGAUAGGUGCACAAGGUUCAGAUUGCGGUAUUGUCAAUAUAAAUACAACAACAAAUGGUGCUGAAAUUGGUGGUGCUUUUGGCGGAGAGAAGCAUACCGGUGGCGGACGUGAAUCUGGUUCUGAUGCUUGGAAACAAUACUGCAAACGUGCUACGAUAACAGUAAAUCAUUCCGGCCAAUUAGCAUGUGCACAAGGUGUUGUGUUUAAUGUGGAAUAAAAUAUUUUUUAAAGUAAAAUAUAGAAAAUAUAA